Molecule: messenger RNA, 7269 nt
Organism: Melitaea cinxia (Glanville fritillary)
Lineage: Eukaryota; Metazoa; Arthropoda; Insecta; Lepidoptera; Nymphalidae
Gene: FASN1
Product: fatty acid synthase
Exons: 20
Coding region: 1-7164 (2387 amino acids)
Biological process (GO): fatty acid biosynthetic process
Molecular function (GO): 3-oxoacyl-[acyl-carrier-protein] synthase activity; phosphopantetheine binding; oxidoreductase activity
Source: RefSeq, a predicted model, not a curated record
AUGCCGGGUGCGGUGAUGAACGGAAGCCGAGCGGGGGACGCGGACGACAUCGUGUUGACGGGGUUGUCGGGCCGCCUGCCCGAAUCCAAUAACAUCGAGGAGUUCGCACAGCAGCUCUUCGACGGUGUCGACCUGGUCACAGCCGACGGCCGGCGCUGGACUCCCGGUUUACACGGUCUACCGGAGCGCAACGGUAAACUAAAAGACAUCACACAUUUCGAUGCCACGUUCUUCGGCGUGCACGCGAAGCAGGCGCAUCUCAUGGACCCGCAGCUGCGCCUGCUGCUGGAGUUGACCCACGAGGCCGUCGUAGACGCCGGCUUCAACCCCGCUGAGCUGCGCGGCUCACGCACCGGCGUCUACGUCGGCGUCUCAAACUCCGAGAGCGAGGAGCUCUGGACCAGCGACCCCGAAAAGAUCAACGGGUACGCGCUCACCGGCUGCUGCCGCGCCAUGUUUCCCAACCGCAUCUCGUACACGUUCGACCUGAAGGGCCCCUCGUACGCCAUCGACACGGCCUGCUCGAGCUCCAUGUUCGCGCUGGCGCAAGCCGUGGCCGCCAUGCGCGCCGGCCAGUGCGACGCGGCCGUGGUGGCCGGCUCCAACCUGUGCCUGAAGCCGGCCACGUCGCUCAACUUCCACCGCCUGAGCAUGCUGUCGCCGGAGGGCCGCUGCGCCGCCUUCGACGCGGCCGGGCGCGGCUACGUGCGCUCGGAGGCCGUGGUGGCCGUGCUGCUGCAGCGCCGCGCCGCCGCCCGCCGCGUCUACGCCACGGUGCGCGGCGCGCGCAUGAACACGGACGGCGCCAAGGAGCAGGGCAUCACCUUCCCCUCGGGCCGCGUGCAGCGCGCGCUGGCCGAGGAGACCUUCGCCGAGGCGGGCCUGAGGCCGCAGGACGUGGUCUACGUGGAGGCUCACGGGACUGGCACGAAGGUCGGCGAUCCUCAAGAGGUAAACGCGAUAGCCGACUUUUUCUGCAAGGAUCGCGAAAGUCCGCUGCUACUGGGGUCGGUCAAGUCGAACAUGGGACACUCGGAGCCCGCCUCGGGACUCUGCUCCAUCGCCAAGGUCGUGGUGGCGAUGGAACGCGGCUGCAUCCCUGCCAAUUUGCAUUACAAGGAGCCCAAUCCCGACAUACCGGCGCUGAGCGACGGUCGCAUAAAGGUCGUCGACCGCAACACGCCGUUCGAGGGCGGGCUCGUGGCCGUGAACUCGUUCGGCUUCGGCGGCGCCAACGCGCACAUCAUCCUGGAGUCGGAGCGCAGUGGGCGGCCCGCGCCGGCCUCCUACGCGGUGCCGCGCCUGGUGCUGGCGGCCGGCCGCACGGAGGAGGCGGCGCGCGAGCUGCUGGCGCUGGCCGCCGAGCACCCGCGCGACGCCGAGCUGCACGCGCUGCUGGACGCCGUGCACGCGCACCACCUGCCCGGCCACGCCUUCCGCGGGUUCCGCCUGCUGGCCGAGCCGCCCGUGGAGGAGAUCGUGGAGGUGGAGAGCGGCCCGCCGCGGCCCGUGUGGUUCGUGUUCGCGGGCAUGGGCUCGCAGUGGCCGGGCAUGGGCCGCGCGCUCAUGCGCCUGCCCGUGUUCGCGGCCAGCGUGCAGCGCUCGGCGGCGGCGCUGAAGCCGCACGGCAUCGACCUGCUGCACGUGCUCACGGACGCGCCGGACACCGCCUUCGAUGACGUCAUCGUGUCGUUCGUGUCGAUCGCCGCGGUGCAGGUCGCUCUCGUCGACGUCCUGCGCGCCGUCGGCGUUCAACCGGACGGAAUCGUCGGACACUCCGUUGGCGAAAUAGGUUGCGCGUACGCCGACGACACUCUGACGGCGGAACAGGCCGUGCUCGCCGCGUACUGGCGGGGCCGCAGCAUCGUGGACGCGAAACUAUCCGCCGGUGCCAUGGCCGCCGUCGGUCUCUCCUGGGAGCAGUGCGUGGAGCGCUGCCCGCCCGACGUGGUCCCCGCCUGCCACAACGCCGCAGACAGCGUCACGAUAUCGGGUCCGGUGGAGUCGGUGGAGAAGUUCGUGGCGACGCUGGCGGCGGAGGGCGUGUUCGCGCGGCGCGUCAACAGCUCGGGCGUGGCGUUCCACAGCAAGUACAUCGCCACCGCCGCGCCGCUGCUGCGCCGCAGCCUCGAGCGCGUCAUCCCGCAGCCCAAGCCGCGCUCGCCGCGCUGGGUGUCGUCCUCGCUGCCCAAGGACCAGUGGAACUCCGACAUCGCUAAGUUGAGCGACGCCGCGUACCACGUGAACAACCUGCUGUCGCCCGUGCGCUUCGCGGAGGCCGUGCGCGAGAUCCCCGAGCGCGCCGUGCUGGUGGAGGUGGCGCCGCACGCGCUGCUGCAGGCCGUGCUGAAGCGCGCGCGGCCGGCGCCCGGCGCCGCGCACGUGCCGCUGGUGCGCCGCGACGCGCCCGACGCCGCGCUGCACGUGCUGGCGGCGCUGGGCCGCCUGUUCGCCGCGGGCGCCCGGCCGCGCGCCGGCGCGCUGUACCCGCCCGUGCCGUGGCCCGUGUCGCGCGGCACGCCGGCGCUGGCCUCGCGCGUGCGCUGGGACCACUCCGUCGAGUGGAGCGUGGCCGACUUCGGCCUCGUGCGCUCCGGCGAGAACGUCAUCGAGUACGACCUCUCGCGCGCCGACGACGCCUUCGUCGCGGGACACAACAUCGACGGCCGGAUCCUCUUCCCGGCCACCGGAUACCUGACGCUCGUCUGGAGGACCGUGGCGAAGCUGCACAACAGAAAAGUCGAAGAGACCCCGGUGCUAUUCGAGAACGUUCAGUUCAAGCGCGCGACUAUCAUGUCGCCGGACGCUCCGACCCGGUUCCUCAUUAACGUGCUGGAGGGCUCGGGCGAGUUCGAGGUGUGCGAGGGCGGCAGCGUCGCCGUGACCGGCAGCGUGCGCGUGCCCGAGCGCGCGGCCGCCGAGCGCCUGCCCGCGCGCGCGCCCGCGCCGUCCGAGCCCGAGCUGCUGCCGCUCGCCACCGACGAUGUGUACAAGGAGCUGCGCCUGCGCGGCUACUUCUACGGCGGCGUCUUCCGCGGCAUCCGCUCCUCCGACCCGCGCGGCACGGCCGGCGAGCUCGCCUGGGACGACAACUGGAUCUCGUUCAUGGACACGAUGCUGCAGUUCGGCAUCAUCGGCGUCGACACGCGGGAGCUCUACCUGCCGACGCGCCUGCAGCGCGCGCUCAUCGACCCGGCCGCGCACGCCGCCGCCGUGGCCGCCGCCGCCGGCGGGACCGUGCCCGUGCAGAUGCAUCGCGAUGUCGACACCAUCUCCGCCGGCGGAGUCGAAUUCCGGGGCGUAAAGACGAGUCUCGCGCCGCGCCGCGCUAACGUUCAGGCGGCGCCGAAGCUCGAGAAGUACGUGUUCCUGCCGUACGACAACGCGACGGUGGGCACGGAGGACACCUCGCGGUCGAAGCGCGACGCGCUCAUCGUGAGCAUGCAGCUGAUGGCGGAGAACGUCGGCGCGCUGAAGAUGAAAGUAGUAGAAGCGGCGCUGGACCGCUCGCCCGAGGCGCUGCUGACGCCGCUGGUGGUGGCCGCGCUGGAGGCGGAGCCCGUGGCGCGCGUGGAGGCCAGCCUGGCCGCCGGUGCACAGACCGCACCAUACGCGGCCGCGAUGCAGUCUCACGACGUCAAGGUCACGACUAAAGACGCUCGGAGCGGUCCGCCGGACUCCGAUUGCCAUCUGGUGAUAGCGGCGGACGUGCUGACGAGGCACGGAGCGGGCGUGCUCGCGAACCUGGCCGCCGCGCUGGGCGACGCCGGCCACGUGCUGCUGGAAGAGCCGCACGGCGCGCUGGACGAGCGCGGCGCCGCCGAGGCCGUGCGGGCCGCCGGGCUGGCCGCGGUGUCGCGCCAGGUGGCCGCCAACUGCGAGUACCUGCUGCUGCGGCGCGCGCCCGAGCCGCCCGCCCCGGCCGUCGUCGUGGAGGUCACGGAGGACGACAAGUACGCGUGGGUGGAGACGUUGCGCGACGCCUUGAAGCGCGCCGAGAGCGAGCCGAUGCGCGUGUACGUAGUGUCGCGCGCGGCCAGCGCCGGCGUGCUCGGCCUGGCCACGUGCCUGCGCGGCGAGCCCGGCGGGCGCGCGCUGCGCGUGUUCUACCUGCCCAACGCCAAGGAGCCGUUCGCGCCCGACGCGCCGGCCUACGCGGCGCAGGUGCGGCGCGACCUGGCCGUGAACGUGCUGCGCGCCGGCGUGUGGGGCUCGUACCGCCACCUGCCGCUGUCGGACACGGCGGACGCGCAGCUGCAGGUGGAGCACGCCUACGUCAACACGCUGACGCGCGGCGACCUGGCGUCGCUGCGCUGGAUCGAGAGCGAGCUGCGGUUCGCGCACGCGCGGCCCGCGCCGCCGCGCGCCGAACUGUGCCGCGUGUACUACGCGCCGCUCAACUUCCGCGACAUCAUGCUGGCCACCGGCAAGCUGCCGCCCGACGCGCUGCCCGGGAACCUCGCCGGCCAGGAGUGUAUUCUGGGUCUCGAGUUCAGCGGACGGUCGUCGGACGGGAAGAGAGUCAUGGGUAUGGUGGCGGCGAAGGGACUUGCGACGACGGUCAUGGCCGAUAAAGGAUUCCUAUGGGAAGUUCCGACCGCAUGGUCGCUGGAGGAGGCGGCCACGGUGCCCGUCGCGUACGCCACGGCCUACUACGCGCUGUGCGUGCGCGGGCGCAUGCGGCGCGGCGAGGCCGUGCUGGUGCACGCGGGCUCGGGCGGCGUGGGGCAGGCCGCCAUCGCCAUCGCGCUGCACGCGGGCUGCGCCGUCUACACCACGGUGGGCACGCCCGACAAGCGCGCCUUCCUGCGCGCGCGCUUCCCGGCGCUGCCCGACGAGCACAUCGGCAGCUCGCGCGACACGUCCUUCGAGCAGCUGGUGCAGCGCCGCACGCGCGGCCGCGGCGUCGACCUGGUGCUCAACUCGCUGGCCGGCGACAAGCUGCUGGCCUCCGUGCGCUGCCUGGCCGACGGCGGCCGCUUCCUCGAGAUCGGCAAGCUCGACCUCUCCAACAACACGGCGCUGGGAAUGGCGAUCUUCCUCAAGAACACGACCUUCCACGGCAUCCUGCUGGACGCGCUGUUCGAUGCGGGCUCCGAGAGCGAGGAGAAGCGGGAGGUCGUCCGCUGCCUGACGGAGGGCAUCGCGAACGGGGCCGUGCGCCCGCUACCCUCCACCGUGUACACCGAUCAGCAGCUGGAGCAGGCCUUCAGGUACAUGGCGACGGGCAAGCACAUCGGCAAGGUGCUGCUGCGCGUGCGCGAGGAGGAGGCGGGCGGCGCGCGGCCGGCGCACAAGCUGGUGGCCGCCAUCCCGCGCACCUACCUGCACCCCGGCAAGAGCUACGUGCUCGUCGGCGGCCUGGGCGGCUUCGGCCUGGAGCUGGGGCAGUGGCUGGUGGUGCGCGGCGCCACGGCGCUGGUGUUCAACUCGCGCAGCGGCGUGCGCACGGGCUACCAGUCGUGGUGCGUCCGGCGCUGGCGCGAGGCGGGCGUGCGCGUGGCCGUGUCGACGGCGGACGCGGCCACGCCGGCCGGCGCGCGCGCGCUGCUGCGGGAGGCGGCGGCGCUGGCGCCCGUGGGCGGCGUGUUCAACCUGGCCGCCGUGCUGCGGGACGCCUUCCUCGAGAACCUCACGCCGGACGACUUCCGCGCCGUCGCGCGGCCCAAGAUCGACGCAACAAAGGCUCUCGAUGCCGCCUCUCGUGAAAUGGCCCCGGAACUAGAUUACUUCGUCGUGUUCUCGUCCGUGUCCUGCGGCCGCGGCAACCCCGGCCAGAGCAACUACGGGCUCGCCAACUCCGCCAUGGAGCGCAUUGUGGAGCAGCGGCAGGCGGACGGGCUGCCCGGCCUGGCCGUGCAGUGGGGAGCCAUCGGCGACGUCGGCCUCAUCAUGGCCAUGGGCGGCGACGACGCCGUGGUGGGCGGCACGUUGCCGCAGCGCAUCUCGUCGUGCAUGGAGGCGCUGGGCGCGCUGCUGGCGCGGCCGCACGCCGUGGCCGCGUCCAUGGUGCUGGCCGACAAGCGGCGCGCCGCCGCGCAGCCGCAGCAGGACCUCGUGCACGCCGUCGCCAACAUCCUCGGUAUCAAGGACCCGAGCAAGGUGUCGGACACGACGAACCUCGCCGAGUUGGGAAUGGACUCUCUAAUGGGCGCUGAAAUAAAACAGACGCUGGAGCGCGGUUUUGACGUCAUCCUGGGCGUGCAGGAGAUCAGAGGCCUCACGUUCGCCAAGCUGCGCACCCUCGGCGGCGAGAGCAACGUUACAGAGGCCGGCGCGGCCGCUGCCACCGAGCCCCCGCCCGGAGCCGAGCUGGUGGAGCUCGCCACGCAAGGGGAGCUCAUGCCCAAGCAGGUGGUCGUCAAGCUGCCGAGCGCGGCCACGUCCGACGACGUGCCGCCCGUCUUCAUGGUGCACCCCAUCGAGGGCGUGGUGGCGGGGCUGCGCGCGCUGGCGGCCGGCGUGCGCGCGCCCGUGCUGGGCCUGCAGUGCACGCGCGCCGCGCCGCUGGCCGACAUGGCGGCGCUGGCGCGCUUCUACGUGGCGCACGUGCGCGCGCUGCAGCCGCGCCCGCCCUACACGCUGCUGGGCUACUCCUUCGGCGCCGGCGUGGCCUUCGAGAUGGCGCUGCAGCUCGAGCAGGCGGGUUGCGAGACGCGGCUGGUGCUAGUAGACGGGUCGCCGGCCUACGUGGCGACUCACACCACGCGUAGCACGAAGAAGCGCGCCGCCAGGACAACGCACACCGACGAGGCCGACGCGCUCACCUACUUCAUCCAGCUGUUCAAGGAGGUUGACGUUGCGAAGGUCUCGGCGGAGCUGGAGAGGCUGGGCGGCUGGGAGCAGCGCGUGCAGCGCGCCACGGAGCUGCUGGCGGGCGCGGCGCCGCCGGACGCGGACGCGCUGGGCGCCGCCGCCGCCGCCUUCUACCGCAAGCUGGUGGUGGCCGACUCGUACCGCCCGGCCGGCAAGCUGCGCGGGCCCGUCACGCUGUUCCGCGCCAGCGACAACUACGUGGCGCUGGCCGACGACUACGGGCUGGGCGCCGUGUGCACCGGCCCGCUCACCACGCGCCAGCUGCCCGGCACGCACCGCUCCAUCCUGACGGGCGACGCGGCCGCCGCCAUCGCCGCGCACCUCUCCGAGCUGCUGGAGCAGCACUAGCGCGCCGCCGGUGCUCCUCGGCGGAAACGGACUUUUUGACUGACUACCUUGCUGUACGUGAUCGCGAGUGGGAGCCGUCGAGUCGGUCGCGAGCCGGUUCGCGAG